Archocentrus centrarchus (flier cichlid) is the source of this 1077-nucleotide messenger RNA. RefSeq names its product prostaglandin D2 synthase a (gene ptgdsa). The coding region runs from base 73 to 621 and encodes 182 amino acids. Gene Ontology annotation, molecular function: small molecule binding. NCBI's taxonomy places the organism in Eukaryota, Metazoa, Chordata, Actinopteri, Cichliformes, Cichlidae. The transcript is spliced from 7 exons. The record is from RefSeq and is a predicted model, not a curated record.
CCUGCCUUUUGGCUGCACAUUUCACUCAAGGCUCAGGGCAGACACUCACCUCUCCGCUUCCCUUCUUCAGCCAUGACGAUGACUGUCGCCAUGGUGAUGCUGUGCACAAUGAUGGUACAUGCAAAUGUGAAGCCGCAGAAAGAUUUUAACCCGCAGAAGUUUGCAGGGAAAUGGUAUCGCGUGGGGCUCGCCUAUGACUCUCCGAGUUUUGUCCCCUACAGAAGCCAAAUUAAGGCCUCAGUGGGCAUCGUCACACCGCUGCCAAACGGCAAUGUUAAUCUCACAAUGUGGGAGGCAACACCUUUUGGCUGUCAGAGUCAAAAGUACCAGUAUGAGAGGACCAGCGUACCUGGACAGUUCACCUACUUCAGCACACGCCAUAACAUGGUGAAGGACAUCACAGUGGUGGAAACAAACUACACUGACUAUGCUGUGGUCCUUAAGCACAAGGUUUUCAACAGAGAAUACACACAGGUGGCACUUUAUGGUCGUGCUCUGAGCGUCAGGCCUGAGGUCAUACAGAAGUUUAAAGCCUUUACUUUGUCUCGCGGCUUACCCAGAGAGUCUGUGGUGAUUCCACCUCCAGCAGAGAAUUGUGCACCAUCAAGAUCUACACGUUAGGUUCCCUGCUGUGCCUGCGAUGAAAGUGGCAGCAUGUAUUCUGGUGUGCUGUUCCAGCUCUGUGUCUGAGCCCAGUUUCUGAAAGUAUUCAUGUAUCAUAAAGUAUUAUUAAAAAAAAGACACUUUAUUUCAGCAAACAUGAUGCUGACUGCAAAUUGCGCGAGUAGCAGAUAUUGCUGAUUGCAUUCAUCUUAUACAUCACAUCAGCUUCAAUUAUGUAGUGUUUCCCAUUAUUUUCAUAGUUCUUAGAUGUUAACGUAGUUAAAUAAACAUUAAUCUCCAGGCUUCCAUUGAUGAUUUGAGUUUUAUUGAAUUAUGGUUGCAUGUAAAGCAUGUUAGCAUGUGAUUCUGUGCUUUAUUCUGUCAUUUACAUGGUCAUCACCUGACAGUGACCUUUAACAGUUGUAAUUUUAGAGAUAUACUCAUUAAUGUAUCAAUAAAUCUAUUUUAAUUACA